Messenger RNA from Pocillopora verrucosa, 1138 nucleotides. RefSeq names its product methyltransferase-like protein 27. Gene Ontology annotation, molecular function: S-adenosylmethionine-dependent methyltransferase activity. Lineage: Eukaryota; Metazoa; Cnidaria; Anthozoa; Scleractinia; Pocilloporidae. The record is from RefSeq and is a predicted model, not a curated record.
UUCCACGCGGGCAAUACUACGCCAUUUUCGGUUAUGCUUUAACGUCAAAUAUGGAAAAGAAAGGUUAUGGCUGCAAUAAACAUGAAAGUUUCGACGCCUUGAUGGAUUUCUAUGAAAAAGGUGCGUCAGAAUACGAUGAGGAUGUUAAAGUUCACAGAGGGUACAUCGGACACGAAACCGCGACAGAAAGGUUGGUAACAACUCUAAAACAGCUUGAGUUUCCGGAAGAUUGCAGAAUCCUUGACGUUGGUGCGGGGACCGGGCUGGUCGGAGUGGAGCUUUGUAAAAGGCAGUUUACCAACGUUGAUGCCUUAGAUGCGUCAGACGCCCUUCUCAAAGAAGCCGAAAAGAAAGGAAUCUACAAGAAUUUCUUUGUUGAUGUCCUGGGUCCUAAUCAACGGAUACAGUUGGACGACGACUGCUAUGACGUCGCUUUUGCCGUUGGCGUGUUUACUCUAAACCACGUGAAGGCGGAAGGCGCCAUGGAUGAAAUGGCACGAGUUGUCAGGCCAGGCGGAUUGGUCAGCUUCACAAUAAGAGAGGAUGUGAUGUUUGAACAAGAAUAUGGGUACGAAGCAAAAAUGGAUCAGCUGUGUCGGGAGAAAGUCUGGAAACUAGUGUCCAAGAGUGAGGAAGACUAUCACAGCAAAACCGAUAUAAGGAAAUGCUACUUUUACAUUUAUCAAGUUAUGUAGGAUUUUACUCAGACUUAACACGAUUCAGCCAAGGGCAAUUAGAGGUUUUGUUUUUUCAAUUAUUUGUUAAACUUUUCUCAGAAUCCGGGCUUAAAAUAAAGCGGACAUCAAUAGGACGAAAACUUGUAGACGCUCGUGAAGUUUUGCUAUCCGAUGGAGUCACUUUGAGUCUCCUGAUAUAAAAAUCUUUGACUAAGGUACUUCUAAAGGCGUCUUUUCCUUCAGACGAGACGAGCAAGGACAGAGAAUAUUUCCGUAGUGCCGGCUCAAACAUGGCCGCCGUGUGACAAAAUACUUUUUGUCUACAGUGCGUCACAGUAAGAUACCCAUUUUCCAUAAAUUGUCUUAGGUAAACAUAUAACCACAGGGUAAUAAGUUGAAGAAUGAAAUACUGAAAAAUCGACUUUUGAAAGGAAUGUAUAUUGAUGUCAUUGAUUUCCCAU